Cydia pomonella (codling moth) is the source of this 3928-nucleotide messenger RNA. RefSeq names its product zinc finger protein 91-like. The coding region runs from base 166 to 2196 and encodes 676 amino acids. The transcript has 12 exons. The record is from RefSeq and is a predicted model, not a curated record. NCBI's taxonomy places the organism in Eukaryota, Metazoa, Arthropoda, Insecta, Lepidoptera, Tortricidae.
UACAAGUAAACUAAACGCAUUGAAUUGACAGUUCUAAGACUUCUAAAUUAUCUUGUAUCUGUUGCAAAAUGAUGCUUCUAUUCGCUGAUUUGUUUAUUUAUUUAUUUAUAUACAUUUACUGACUAAAAUUCAUAUUUUCAUUCAAUGAGUUUUUAAUUUAUAAUCAUGUCUGCUCAAGACCAUAAUUUCUGCUGCGGCUGCCUCAGUGCGGAUCGAAAAAUGUUAGCAGUUGAAGACUUUUGGACUAAGCAGUGUUUUUUGCAAAUUUUACGAGAAAUUCCAGUAUAUAAACAAGAGGGGCAUGUACCAGAGUGGUUGUGUUGGGAGUGCGAGGCGCUGUUGCGGCGCUUCACGAAGUUUAAACAGCAAGUUGCACAUAGCUUUAAUAUAUUGCAGACAUAUGAGAUGCAGAAACUUGACAUGAAAUUUCCAUACCAGAAACCAAAAUUAACCAUUCACAAGCUCAACAACAUAAAUGUUCCUGAAAUCUCUCUAGAACCAGAGACAACAGAGAUAGAGUUACCAAUAACAAACGAAUAUGAUACCACUGACUUGCGGCAAGAUAUCAAACUCGAAACAGAUCAAAUCAAGUCCGAAAUUGAAUCACAUUCAGACAAUGAUGAUUUACUUAUAAAUUACGUACAGAAAAAGAAGAAGGUUAAAAAGAAGAGGAAAAAGCCGGAGGAAUUGUUUAGAGAGAUAGAACUGACAGAGACGGAGAUAGAAGAAGAGAGACGGGAGAUGGAGUUGAGCUUUGAGUAUGUGCAUGCCAUGUUCCGCUGCGAGAAGUGUAUAGUUUCCUUUCCUAAUGCGGAGAUGAUGAAAGAGCAUGAGGCUGUGAAACAUGAGUCGAACGCCGCACACCACAAAUGCGCAAUAUGCACGUGCACGUUCGUGUCCGAGAUCUCGUACAACUACCACGCGAACAAACAUAGGCGGCGCUAUGAGUGUUGCGUCUGCCAAGUGCGCACGCGCAGCAAGCGGGCUGCGCAGAAACACUAUACUACUACUCAUGGAAUAGAUGCAAGUCAAGAAAACGGUGAAACUGAGGGUGCCUCAAACGCUAAUACAAAUGGUGUGAAGUCAGAAGACACGUUCCCUUGCGAGCUGUGCGCGAAGACGUUCAAAUGGAAGACGUCACUCCGGAAACAUUUGGAGACGCAUCGCAUAGAGGCCGGGCAGAAGCGGCGCCCGUACUGCGAGCCCUGCAAAAUGUCGUUCACCACGACGUCCAACCUUCAGAAGCACGUGAAGACCAGCUCCAAACACCAGAUCCAGUUGAAACUUAGAAAGCUAGAAGACACUCUCCCAGAAGAGUCAACGACACCAGAGAAGCAGCGAGCGCAAAUAGAGCAAAUCAAAUGUUCAGUGGCGGCGGCGCGCCAGCUGUACCCCUGCGCGCACUGCGGGAAGCGCUUCCAGUGGCGCGGGAACCUGCUGCGCCACCUGCAGAGCCACACGGCGAGGUCAGUGGUUAAACAAAUAGAGCAAAUCAAAUGUUCAGUGGCGGCGGCGCGCCAGCUGUACCCCUGCGCGCACUGCGGGAAGCGCUUCCAGUGGCGCGGGAACCUGCUGCGCCACCUGCAGAGCCACACGGCGAGGUCAGUGGUUAAACAAAUAGAGCAAAUCAAAUGUUCAGUGGCGGCGGCGCGCCAGCUGUACCCCUGCGCGCACUGCGGGAAGCGCUUCCAGUGGCGCGGGAACCUGCUGCGCCACCUGCAGAGCCACACGGCGAGGGCAAACGGCGAGCUAGUGUGCACGCCGUGCAACCGGACGUUCUCGUCGGUAGCCACCUACAAGCAGCACAUGCGGUUGUCUCGAGCCCACGUCUCCGAACAGGACUUUCCACACGCGUGCGACGAGUGCGGGCGUCGCUUCGCCAACAAGACGCGGCUGCAGGACCACGUGGACUGGGACCACAGGAGACACUUCGCUCAUCACUGUACACAGUGCCAGAAGGUAUUCAAAAGCCACACAUCGCUGUAUCUGCACAAGCAGGUGGUCCAUAAGAAGGAGCAUGCCGAGCAUCUCUGCGACCAUUGCGGGAAGCCUUUCCCGAACCACGCGAAGCUCCGCAGCCAUAUAAUAGCGCUCCACACAUCGGAGUCUCCGUACAAAUGUACAUCUUGCGCCGCUCGCUUCAGCUGGCACUCGUGUCUAUCACGCCAUGUACGCAGAGUACACAAGCGCAAGUGAUGUUUCUACAACUGAGUGCAAGUUACAGUCUUACGCAAGUAUAUCUUGCGCGACUAGGUUACGCUAGCCCUCAUGUAUCUCAUGCCGUGUACGCAGAGUACACAAGCGCAAGUAAUGUCACUGCAGUCCGUGCAAGUGACGUCAGUGCGCAAGUCAGUACAAAUGUCACUGAAACACGCAAACUAAGCUCCGCAGCCACAUAAUAGGGCUCCACACAUCUGAGUCCCCCUUGUCACAUCUCUCUGCAGCUGACUGUACAUCAUGCGCGGCUCGCUUCAGCUGGCACUCAUAUCUAUCGUGCCAUGUACUCAGAGUACACAAGUGCAAGUAAUGUCACUAAUAGUCCAUGCAAGUGAUGCCACUAGGCAAGUCAAAGUGCAAUGUACUUGCGCGGCUCGAUUCAGCUAGCACUCCUGUCUCUCACGCCAUGUACGCAGAGUUCACAAACGCAAGUGAUGUCACUAAUAGUCCGGGCAAGUGACGCCACUACGCAAGUCAAAGUGCAAUGUACUUGCACGGCUCGCUUGAACUGGCACUCCUGUCUCACGCUAUGUACGCAGAGUACACAAGUGCAAGUGAUGUCAUUACAAUUGUGCAAGUCACGCAAGUCCGUGCAAGUGACGUCUCUAAACAAUUCACAGUACAAAUGUACCUCUUGUCCCCGUAUAUGUCAGAGUAUUGUAUAAGCGAUACUUACAUCGUUUGCCGAAAUGACAUUUGUUCGACUCCAUUUAUCCCAAAACCAUUGUGUCAAAGCGACUUCGUUAAUAUAAAUAAUGCUCUCGGAUAAAUGUAUAUUUUCGGGCAAAUGGGACUUCAGACACAAUUUUUUUAUAUUUAAACACCGUUUUACAAAGUUUAGUGUGCAUGUAUAGAUAUUUGUGAGCAACUUGGACGCUUCUUUAUCUGAUCUCGGAUGUCAACUCUACUACUUAUAGUAUUUUUUACAUAGCUGGGGUAUCGUGAUAGCUAUUCUCACAAUACAUAAUUUCAAUAUUUUGCGUUUAAUAUCUGGGAGACCGAGGUUUGCUCUGAGAACUCGAAAAUUCGCGUUUUCCCAGUGAUAAUACCUAGCUAGAUCGAUUUUUUGCCCCCGAAAACCCCCAUAUAGCAAAUUUCAUCGAAAUCGUUAGAGCCGUUUCCGAGAUCCCGAAAUAUACACAAGAAUUGCUCGUUCAAAGGUAUAAGAUAAAUUGAAUGGAUAUGACAGCUGUCACCGUACCCAAGCUAUGUGAAAAAUACUAUUCCCAUAACUUUGUAUCUUUAGGUAUUUAAAUAAAAGUAAACAAACAAUUUGUACAUUUUCGGGUAGUUAUAACACUUUAUUGGUUAACCGACAAAAUACACAACCGCCUGGAUCUGUCACUGACCUGACUUUAACCUACAUUAUUUGAUCAUGUAAUGUUUUCAUCUACCCUCAACUGGCUUAAGCAGCCAUUUGAGGGUAGAAUUUGUUUACUUUUAUUUAAAUACCUAAAGAUACAGAGUAUAAAUAUAACACAUAAUUAACCAUGGUCAGUAUUAUUUAUUAAACAUUUUUAAAUCAUUAUAUGCCUAGUAUGUAAGUAUGCUUUUAGCUUUAAAUAUACAUAAGAAAUAAAAAAAAACCUCAAUAUAUUAGAUACGUAUAUUAGAUAUGAGUUUGAGUAAGUAUAGCGACGAAUAUGCUAAAUAAGGAUUUACCAAUUAGGUUAAUUAUUUUAAUACAAACUUGAAAUAAAAGAUUUUGUGA